Molecule: messenger RNA, 5830 nt
Organism: Rhinichthys klamathensis goyatoka
Lineage: Eukaryota; Metazoa; Chordata; Actinopteri; Cypriniformes; Leuciscidae
Gene: col11a1b
Product: collagen, type XI, alpha 1b
Exons: 67
Coding region: 271-5703 (1810 amino acids)
Molecular function (GO): extracellular matrix structural constituent
Source: RefSeq, a predicted model, not a curated record
UCCUCACGGGUCAGGUUUAGUCCACACGUCCAACCCUCCUAAAGACUUGAGCUCUUCAGGGAACAAACGGGUUUCCUUUUUUUCACGAGAGCCCGUUUACCUUCAGUCUGAGAGACUGCUGGGCGGAGGGACUAAGAAGUUUGUUUUCAACGAAAACCAAUUGAUUAGUUUUUUUUUUUUUUGCUCAUGGCAGUGCAGAAAUAAAUAACAAUAAUCUGGAUUGUGGAAUAGGAACGAAUUUAAAAUAAGACACAGUUGAGGGCGCCGGUCAUGGAUAAGGAAAGGUGGUCCACGAGAUGGAAAACGAAAAAGUGGCUCAGGAACUCCGUUUUAAGUGCAAUCUUCAGUCUGACUUUUGUCCUACAGGCAACACAUGUGAGAGCAGCUGAACCCGUGGAUGUGCUCAAGGUCUUAGACUUUAAAAGUUCACCUGAAGGAGUGAAGAAAACACAAGGCUUCUGCACCAUCCGAAGAGGAUCCAAACCAGAUGUGGCCUACCGAGUGGACAAACAAGCUCAACUCAGCUCCCCAACCAAGCAGCUCUUCCCAGGAGGAGUAUUCCCUCAGGAUUUCUCCAUCCUUAUGACUAUCAAGCCAAAGGCAGGAAUACAGUCCUUCCUUUUGUCGGUAUACAACGAGCAGGGCAUCCAGCAGCUGGGUGUGGAGGUGGGCCGCUCGCCGAUCUUCCUGUAUGAGGAUCAGCAUGGGAAACCCGCUCCUGAGGAUUACCCCCUUUUCCGUGCAAUCAACCUCGCAGAUGGAAAGUGGCACCGUGUGGCUAUUAGCAUCGAAAAGAAGACCGUUACAAUGAUUGUGGACUGUAAGAAGAAGAUCUCUAAACCACUCAGCAGAAGUGACCAUUCAAUCAUUAACACAGAUGGCAUCGCUGUCUUCGGCACCAGAAUCCUGGACGAGGAAGUUUUUGAGGGGGACAUCCAGCAGCUUCUUUUGGUGGCGGACCCUCGUGCAGCCUACGAUUACUGUGAACACUACAGCCCUGACUGUGAAACCCCCCAUCAGGACACACCACAGGCCCAGGAGCCCGAGGAGGAGUACAAUACUGAAUACACGGAUUAUAAUGAGUUCUAUGACUACACAGAAGAAGGGACUGCCACUGAAAAUCCCAUUGACAACGUCCAAACUGAGACCAAGCCCAGCACUGCUGACACGGGUGACUACUAUGUUGAGCAGGACUAUGGCACUGAAGCUCCUUCCAUUCCAGCCAAUGAGAAUCCUUUGCCAAAAGAGGACAUUGUUGACGACUACAUUACAGGGAUAGAAGAAGUUGGAGUGGAUCCCACCAUUGCCACCAAUGAGAAUGUGGAAAUUGUGGAGUCCACUAAUGAAGCCGAAACCCAGGACUUUAAGGAAUACGACAUUAACGCAUAUGAUGCAAAAGAGUUAGACCCCAGCAAUUAUGACGAUUCAUUCUAUGACUACAAUACUAAUGGUGCCAAACCCACUGGAUCCACCUACGAGGAUGAGUUCGGACCGGGCCGACCUGCUGAAACGCAGGUCACGGAGAGUAAUGUUGGUGGAGGCUAUGGUGGUGAGAAGGGGCAAAAAGGUGAACCUGCAGUCAUUGAGCCGGGGAUGCUUGUAGAGGGACCCCCAGGACCAUCAGGGCCCGCCGGCCUCCCCGGCACUCCUGGUAUACAAGGCUCCCCGGGCCUCCACGGAGAUCCUGGUGAGAGAGGUCCUCCUGGUCGUCCCGGUUUGCCAGGCGCAGAUGGAGCUCCUGGGCCCUCGGGCACCAUCCUUAUGUUGCCGUUCCGCGCUGGUGGAGAAUCUUCAAAGGGUCCAGUGGUGACGGCACAAGAAGCGCAGGCCCAAGCCAUCCUCGCCCAGGCCCGGUUGACUAUGCGGGGACCACCUGGUCCAAUGGGAUUGACAGGACGCUCCGGCCCCGUGGGUGGUCCUGGUGCAAAUGGUGCUAAAGGGGAAAGUGGAGAUCCUGGCCCACAGGGGCCAAGAGGACUUCAAGGCCCAACUGGAUCACCUGGAAAAUCAGGCAAGAGGGGCCGAAAUGGAGCCGAUGGAGCCAGAGGAAUUCCUGGAGAAUCAGGAGCCAAGGGGGACCGAGGAUUUGAUGGGCUUCCUGGCUUACCUGGUGAUAAGGGACACAGAGGUGAGAUAGGUCCCAUCGGCCUACCAGGCUCUCCAGGAGAGGACGGACCAAGGGGCGAGGAUGGUGAGAUCGGACAGAGGGGAAUGCCAGGAGAAAGUGGUCCAAGAGGACUGCUGGGCCCCAGAGGAUCUGCUGGGACCGCUGGACAGCGUGGUCUUCCUGGAUUGGAUGGACCACCUGGCCCUAAAGGAAAUAUGGGUCCUCAAGGAGAGCCAGGACCCCAUGGGCAACAGGGUAGCACCGGUCCACAUGGUCUGCCUGGUCCUCAAGGCCCGAUUGGUCCACCUGGAGAGAAAGGUCCCGGUGGAAAACAGGGGCUCCAUGGGCUGGCUGGGGCGGAUGGGCCUCCUGGUCAUCCUGGGAAAGAGGGUCCUCCCGGGGAGAAAGGAGCAGCUGGCCACACAGGUCCCCAGGGGUCCAUUGGCUAUCCCGGCCCCCGAGGUGUGAAGGGUGCCGAGGGCGUUCGUGGCUUGAAGGGCGGCAAAGGCGAGAAGGGAGAAGAUGGUUUUCCUGGGUUCAAGGGUGACAUGGGCCUGAAGGGUGACAAGGGAGAGGGUGGUGUUUUGGGCUCCAGAGGAGAAGACGGACCAGAGGGGCCCAAAGGUAAAUCAGGUCCCUCCGGAGAGGCUGGUCCUAUGGGCACGGCAGGAGAGAAGGGGAAACUUGGUGUUCCAGGUUUGCCUGGCUACCCAGGAAGACAAGGUCCUAAGGGCUCUACUGGUUUCUCUGGCUUCCCUGGAGCCAAUGGUGAGAAGGGAGGAAGGGGUAUUGCUGGUAAAGCAGGUCCAAGAGGACAAAGAGGUCCAACGGGUCCCCGUGGCGGAAGAGGUGCCAGAGGUCCAACAGGAAAACCUGGACCAAAGGGAACAUCAGGAAAUGAUGGACCAUCUGGUGGCCCAGGAGAGAGAGGACCCCAAGGACCUCAGGGCCCUGUUGGAUUGCCAGGCCCCAAAGGCCCACCUGGGCCUGCUGGAAAGGACGGAUUGCCCGGUCACCCUGGACAGCGAGGAGAGACUGGUUUUCAAGGAAAAACAGGACCUCCUGGACCUGGAGGUGUUGUUGGCCCACAGGGAUCUACAGGAGAAACUGGUCCCGUUGGAGAGAGAGGACAUCCUGGAUCACCAGGGCCCCCUGGAGAGCAAGGUCUUCCCGGAGCUGCUGGCAAAGAAGGUGGAAAGGGUGAUCCAGGUCCUCAGGGGGGUUCUGGGAAACCUGGCCCUGCCGGAUUGAAAGGGUUCCCAGGACAAAGGGGGCUUCCUGGCGCAGCGGGUCCAUCUGGUCUGAAGGGAGGCGAGGGUCCACAGGGUCCACCCGGCCCCAUUGGGUCACCAGGAGAGAGAGGAGCAGCUGGACCAGGAGGACCCAUUGGUCUAACAGGACGCAAUGGCCCUCAGGGACCCCCGGGACCCGCUGGAGAGAAGGGUGGUCCGGGUGAGAAAGGACCUGCUGGUCCUGCCGGUCGGGAUGGCAUCCAAGGUCCAGUCGGUCUCCCUGGCCCAGCCGGACCUCAGGGUCCACCUGGAGAGGACGGUGACAAGGGAGAAGUUGGAGAGCCUGGUCAAAAGGGAAGCAAAGGUGACAAGGGUGAAUAUGGUCCGCCAGGCCCAGGAGGUCCUCAGGGUGUAGUUGGAGCUCCAGGUCCUGCUGGAAGUGACGGUGAGCCCGGACCCAGAGGUCAGCAGGGUAUGUUUGGGCAGAAGGGAGAUGAGGGGCCCCGUGGUUUCCCAGGUCUUCCCGGUCCCGUCGGACUGCAGGGUUUGCCAGGACCACCAGGUGAGAAAGGAGAGAAUGGAGAUGUUGGCUCAAUGGGUCCACCUGGUCCUCCUGGUCCCAGAGGUCCUCAAGGUUCUAGUGGAGCAGAUGGUGCUCCUGGCCCUCCUGGAGGUAUCGGCUCAAUGGGUGGAAAUGGUGAAAAGGGUGAGACCGGUGAGGCAGGUAAUCCAGGACCACCAGGAGAGUCUGGUCCAGGAGGACCCAAAGGUGAGCUUGGAGAGAAAGGAGAAGCCGGUCCUCCUGGAGCUGCAGGACCCGCUGGUGCAAGAGGACCCCCUGGAGAUGACGGUCCCAAAGGAAACCCAGGUCCUAUUGGCUUCCCUGGAGAUCCAGGUCCUCCUGGUGAGCCUGGAGUUGGUGGACUGGAUGGCCUUCCUGGAGACAAGGGAGAUGAUGGAGAGGCCGGUCAGCCUGGUCCAUCCGGUCCAUCUGGUGAAGCUGGUCCUCCAGGACCCCCUGGAAAGCGAGGUCCUGCUGGCCCAGGUGGUACAGAAGGCAGACAAGGAGAGAAGGGUGCAAAGGGUGAGGCCGGUGCUGAGGGACCAGUGGGCAAAACUGGGCCUGUGGGCCCCCAGGGGCCUCCUGGAAAGUCUGGAGCUGAGGGCUUACGUGGCAUCCCUGGACCUGUGGGUGAGCAGGGACUUCCUGGAGCUGCUGGCCAGGAUGGUCCUCCUGGACCAUUGGGUCCUCCUGGUCUUCCUGGCUUGAAAGGUGACCCUGGUACUAAGGGUGAGAAGGGUCAUCCAGGUCUGAUUGGUCUGAUCGGUCCUCCUGGUGAGUCAGGAGAGAAGGGUGACCGAGGACUCCAAGGACCUCAGGGGCUCGGUGGAGGCAAGGGUGACUCUGGUCCCGUUGGUACUCCUGGUCCACUCGGUCCUCCAGGUCCUCCUGGUAUUCCUGGCACUCAAGGACAUAAGGGAUCCAAAGGAUCAACUGGUUCAGCUGGCCAGAAGGGAGAGCCUGGCUUGAUUGGACCACCAGGUCCUCCGGGUCCAGCUGGUGACAUCAUCCAGCCCCUCCCCAUCCAGACAAAUAAAAAAUCGAGGAGGUCACCCGACAUGCAGGAUGAUGAAGCAGCGGGAAUGAUAGAUUAUGGUAUGGAGGGGAUGGAGGAUGUGUUUGGAUCCCUCAACAACCUCAAGCAGGACAUUGAACGCAUGAAGUUCCCACUGGGAACCGAGGAUAACCCUGCCAGAACCUGCAAAGACCUGCAACUCAGCCAACCAGAAUUUCCUGAUGGACAUUACUGGAUCGAUCCAAAUAUGGGAUGCAUAGGAGACGCCUUUAAAGUGUACUGUAACUUCACUGCAGGAGGAGAAACUUGCAUUUUCCCUGAUAAGAAAUCCUCAGGGGUUAGAAUAUCAAACUGGCCAAAGGAGUCCCCAGGAUCUUGGUUCAGUGAAUUCAAGCGUGGAAAAAUCUUGUCUUAUGUGGAUGUUGAGGAGGGCUCGAUAAACUCAGUCCAGAUGACGUUCCUCAAGUUGCUCAGCUCUUCUGCCCGGCAGAACUUCACAUACAUAUGCCAUCAGUCUGUGGCCUGGUAUGACGCCAAGGCUGACAACUAUGACAAGGCGCUGCGCUUCCUGGGCUCUAAUGAUGAGGAAAUGUCCUAUGACAACAACCCCUUCAUCAAGGCUCUUUCAGAUGGCUGCUCGCUGAAGCAGGGGUAUUCUAAGUCUGUGAUGGAAAUUAACACUCCUCGCAUCGACCAGGUGCCCAUCAUCGAUGUCAUGUUGAAUGACUUUGGGGAAUCCAGUCAAAGGUUUGGCUUUGAGGUAGGCCCUGUCUGCUUCAUCGGCUAAAGGACACCCCCCUUCAACUUUAUGGAAAAGGUCAAGGAGUGUGGCUAGCCAAGAGACCCCCAACCCGCCCCCUCCUUGCGCCACAAACACACACACCAGCACCCGCACUGUGUAAUCUGAAAUGGAA